Mobula hypostoma (lesser devil ray) is the source of this 2279-nucleotide messenger RNA. RefSeq names its product transmembrane protein 241-like. Gene Ontology annotation, cellular component: Golgi apparatus. Lineage: Eukaryota; Metazoa; Chordata; Chondrichthyes; Myliobatiformes; Myliobatidae. The record is from RefSeq and is a predicted model, not a curated record. Gene Ontology annotation, molecular function: antiporter activity; GDP-fucose transmembrane transporter activity. The transcript has 16 exons. Bases 3 to 1196 code for a protein of 397 amino acids.
CAAUGGAUGAUGGACGUAGUGACGUGGCUCCAAGAUGGUGUCUGGUUGCCGGCGAUGCUGUUCCUGAUGUUAAUGGCAGCGGUGCUUCUGGCUGGUCGCGGGCAAGACACCUGGUUGCUCCCGCUCCCCCGAGUCCCGCCGCCGGUAGCGGACGGAGCACCCAGCUCAUUCCCGCUCCCCGGUUCAGACCGCCGCAGAUGAGGGUGAAACGGCUCGAGCUGUGCUUCUCGCUGCUCUUCGUCGCUUCUUAUUUCACCAACAAGUAUGUCCUUUCGAUAUUGAACUUUACUUAUCCAACACUUUUUCAAGGAUGGCAAACAAUCAUGGGAACUGUACUACUUCAGGUAGCCUGGAAGCUAGGCUGGCUGGAGAUGAGAAGCACAUUUUUAUGGUCUGCCAAGGUGUCCUGGCUGCCUGCUGUCUUCAUGUUUGUUGGGAGUAUCUAUACCGGUUCCCGGGCACUGUCUAAAUUGCCUAUUCCCAUUUUCUUUAUGCUUCAGAAUGCGUCAGAAGUCACUGCUAACCUAAUCCAGAAAAUUUCCAAAAAAGAGAAGCUGCCUUGCACUACAACCAGCAGCAUGCUGGUGAUUUUCACAGCUUCUGUCAUCUUACUGUGGAAUAUCUUUAAGUAUGAAUCAGGCAGCUUCUUCUGGGCAGUGACACAUGUUACUUGUGCUGGUGGAUACAAAGUAUUUCAGAAGUUAAAGUCUUGUGCACUAAGCGAACUUGAGCAACAGUACCUCAGCUACCUUUACAGUAUGGUGUUCUUGAUCUGUGCUGCUUACCCUUCAGGUGAUGCAUUUGAUGUCCUGACAUUUCCAUUCUUCACCUCUUACAGAUUUCAUAGUGGUUGUUGUGCCAGAUGUUCCACAUUAACUGAGGUUUUCCAACUUGCUACCAAUCUAGUAAAUAUUUUCCAGGCAAUGAGGUGUGACAAUUUUGUCGACUACGAUGCUCAGAAUUUAAAUGGCAUUCUGGGAGUGUCUCUGCAAGUGGUCUCUGUGAAGUUGAAGAACUGUGUGUCCACAGUAUGGUACAGUUCAUGGAUGCUGGUAACAAAGGUUUUGGCUGCAUGCAUGUCAUUGGCUGUCUUUCAGUCUGAUUUGAAUAUUGCGACAAGUUGCUGUCUCGUAUUGGGAGUACUCGGAGAAGCCAUACUUAUUUAUACCUCGAUGAAUGGACCAGAAGUGAAGUGAUGAGAACAGACCCAGGAUAUUUCCCUACAUAGAUCUCUCUCAUUCUCUCUCACAAACGCUCUCACUGAUUAUCGGUUUUAAAGGAAAAGGAAAUGAUGUCCUUCUGUGCAAGAGUAUUUUCUGCUUCCCAUCGUUGCUUUACACAGACCUAUGCCUUACAUAGACCUAUAUUUGCCUAAUGUAGAUCUCUCUCUACCACAUUGUUUGACCCCCGUUUCACAGAUUUUAGCUUCCAUUGUUCACCAAUUAAAGCGACAAGGAGACUGCAGCAUCGAAGCGAGUGCAAAGGGUGACUGCUGCCGCUUGCCUUUUGAUUGGUUGCUCUGUACCGGAGAAAGGAGAGCCUACCACUGCACUCAGAAGAUGUUGCCCAGGUUAUUUCUGUGUUUUGGAUGUGGACUUGAACUAUAGACUCUUUUUUCAGUCUUAUAGCUUGUAUAUUCUGUGUUUUUCCCCAAUUUUCUCAGUUUAUUUUUCCAGCGCAGAGGGGCAUUUGGGGCUUGAUGUGCCUGAUCCAUUUUGCUUGGUUUUUGUACAGGAGCGGGGAUUUGGGGAAUACUACCUGUUCCGUUUCUGUUUGUUUUUUUGACAGGGAGGUGGGAUUUGGAGAUUGCUGAUCAUGCUGCCUUUCUUCUCUUUCCUGGUUUCAUGAUUACCGGGAGAAUUGACGAAUUUCAGAGUUGUAUACUUUGAUAAUAAAUGAACCUUUGAAUCUUUGAACUAACCAAUGGUAUUAAAGGGAAGGAAAUGAUGUGCUUCUGUGCAAGAGUAUUUUCUACUUCCCAUUCAUGGAUGUUACCAAACGACGGAAAAUCACCACCAGUGAUUCCCUCAGAACUUGAAUGCAGAACUUUUUACCUUGUUGUGUGGCAGCCUACAGAAGGAGAUAGAAGCAUAGUGUACCUUCUCUGCAUGUGAACAUGUACUCGCCUGUGUAAACUACCAUGUCUUUACUGUCCAGUCUGUACUCCCCAGUCUGUCUUUUCCUGUCAGCACCUCCCCUGUCCAUACUCCUUUGUCUUUACUGUCCUGUCUACUCCCCCGUCUGUACUGUCCUGUCCUUACUCCCCCAUCUUUACUAUC